UACCUUUGGACCGCUUGUAGUUUCAUUUCUGCCCGCGCGGUGUCGCUGUUUCACCACCGCAGUCCUGGCUUUUCUGUGACGUCACAUGUAGACACCAGCAGCACCCAUGGACUACAGGUCUACUUCACCCCGUCAGCUGAGCAGCGAUGAUACAAAUGAAAAAGCGCAUGAGAUACAGCUCUCUGGGUAUCGCUGCUACAAAGUUGUUCUCCUCUGCUUCCACCAAGAACCCAGUUGUGUUUUUGGACAUCGAAGCUGACAGCGAGCCUGUCGGAAGAAUAAUCAUUGAGCUGAAUGCUGAUGUAGUGCCAAAAACUGCAGAAAACUUCAGGGCAUUGUGCACUGGAGAACAUGGCUUUGGAUACAAAGGAUGUGUGUUUCACAGGGUCAUACCUAAGUUCAUGUGUCAGGGAGGAGAUUUCACCAAACACAACGGCACAGGAGGGAAGUCUAUUUAUGGGAAAACAUUUAAAGAUGAGAACUUCAAAUUGAAACACAGUGGCCCAGGAACACUUUCAAUGGCUAAUUCAGGUCCAAACACAAAUGGCUCACAGUUCUUCAUCUGUACAACUAAAACUGAAUGGCUCGAUGGGAAACACGUGGUGUUCGGGCAGGUAAAGGACGGCAUGGAUGUGGUCACCAAGAUGGAAUCCUUUGGUUUACAUGAUGGGGGUGUGAUCAAGAAAAUAGUCAUCACCGAUUCUGGUGAGAUCAAAUAACGCUUAAGGUAAUUCCCAGACCUUGGGCCUGGCAUGGAUCGUUAAUGUCUGUGUUUUUAAAUAAUAGUAAUUAUGCAAAGAAUGGGAGUUUUUCUGACACAUCUCUGCUUUUAGUCAGUGCUCUUUGCAAAAAGACUAAUCCAUACAUUUUGUAAAGCCUCUGAAAAAAUUAAGGAACAUUCUUUCUAAAAGGUUGUUCAUCGAGUUGUUUUAUGUGUAAUCAGAUCAGGUUUGUACCAUAAAUUUUCCUACAUAAACUUAAAAUUAAAACUGCUUACUGUCCAUGUCCUCAUGCUUGUCUUUCCUGAAGAACUCUGCUUUGAGGCAAUAUGCUUUAUCCUACAAUAAGAUUGUACCAAACAUCCUUUCAACUGAAAUUAGAAAAGUGUCUAAAAUUUCAAAGAUCACCUGUGCAUUUACUGUAGAAGUAAAGACCUGGUCCUCAAUGUGUUCCAGCAGAUUUAAUAGAUUUGUGAUUAGUGAAUAUCACUUUGAUCUAUUUAAUCUACAGUCUUUAGUUUAUCAUAGUUUAUCAUUUCCUUGUAUUAUUUUUCUUUUUAAGUUAUAGUUCGUUGAGUUUUCUAUCCUGACACUUUUUCAUUUUCCCUGGGCAACCUGCAUAUUUCCUUAUUACAGCCUCAUUUUGUUAAUACUUGCUCUAAAUUUUACAAAACACAGUUAAAUGUUAUGAUUCUAUAUUGUUUCCACUGACAGCUGUCUUAUUGGGGCCAUGUCUCCUGUCAGUCAGCCUGAUAAAGCUGCUCCUUGAAGUCUGAAAGCGUUCUUUUAAAUGCAAACUAAUAUGCAAAUGAAAAGUUGUGCAGGUAUUUGUUUUAUUAAUGUAAAUAAAGGUUGUGCAAUUAUUCUUCUGUUUGAUGUGACAGAUUUUUUUAAUGUAUGCAGUAAAAACAGAAAUUUAUGCCUCUUUAUAUCAAUGUGUUACAUCAGCUCUUUUUUUUUUUUUUUACACAUUCAGCAAUUUCUGUAGGAUUUAAGCUGCUCAGCACUUUUUCUGCUUUUUUGUUAUGUUAAAACACCAAAUGGUCCCUCUCUGGUGUAUCUGGAAGAAUGCAAUGUCCAUGUUUACCAAAACAAAAUUCCGAUUCUGAUUCUUUAAACCACCGAUUUUUUAACUUUGUAUCAGUGCAUCUUGAAUAAAUUGGGUUUUAGAGACGUCGACAGAGUAUCUGAACCAUGGAAGUCUCAGAAUCUUUUAAUGAUAUUAUAUACUAUUUUUUAGCUAUUUUAUCUUGGAGCAUGUUGUUAUAUACAGUCAUAUUCCUGAGCUCUUUAUUAUUUAACAGUCUUUUGUUGCCAUCCCAACAGCUUCAAAACAUUUUGGCUGCAUCACUGUAAACAUUUGAUAUAUUUGUUCUGUUUUAAAGAAAAUACUAUGUUAAUGA
Molecule: messenger RNA, 2122 nt
Organism: Melanotaenia boesemani (Boeseman's rainbowfish)
Lineage: Eukaryota; Metazoa; Chordata; Actinopteri; Atheriniformes; Melanotaeniidae
Gene: ppifa
Product: peptidylprolyl isomerase Fa
Exons: 6
Coding region: 147-719 (190 amino acids)
Biological process (GO): protein folding; protein peptidyl-prolyl isomerization
Molecular function (GO): peptidyl-prolyl cis-trans isomerase activity
Source: RefSeq, a predicted model, not a curated record